Messenger RNA from Chiloscyllium plagiosum (whitespotted bambooshark), 3663 nucleotides. RefSeq names its product serine/threonine kinase 10 (gene stk10). Gene Ontology annotation, molecular function: protein serine/threonine kinase activity; ATP binding. Lineage: Eukaryota; Metazoa; Chordata; Chondrichthyes; Orectolobiformes; Hemiscylliidae. The record is from RefSeq and is a predicted model, not a curated record. Gene Ontology annotation, biological process: protein phosphorylation.
UGGGAGAAGCGGAGUCCGGAGUCCGGAGUGAUGCGCUGUUCCAAGUGACUGGGGUGAGGAGCCAGCCGCCUCCGGGGGAGCUGUAGCCGGGCUCGGGUGGCUUCCUGUCCAUUCCACAGCCCGCUACCCCACCCAGACACCGAGCCGGCGGGUCCUCCCCGCUCCGCAGAUAUGGCAUUCGCCAACUUCAAGAAGAUCCUGAGGCUCUCCACUUUUGAGAAGAAGAAGAACAAACAGUACGAGCACGUCCGGCGGGACUGCAACCCGGAGGAGAGCUGGCAAGUGAUCGGGGAGCUGGGCGACGGCGCCUUCGGCAAGGUUUACAAGGCCAUAAACAAAGAGACUGGAGAGUUGGCGGCUGCAAAGGUUAUUGAGGUGAAGAGUGAAGAAGAGCUUGAAGAUUACAUGGUAGAAAUCGAGAUUCUGGCCUCAUGCAACCAUAUUUACAUUGUUAAACAGUUGGAUGCCUUCUUUUAUGAGAAUAAGUUAUGGAUUAUGAUAGAGUUCUGUCCUGGUGGUGCAGUGGAUGCUACAAUGUUAGAAUUGGACCGUGGACUGACUGAACCACAAAUUCGUGUUGUUGCACGUCAGAUGCUGGAAGCUGUAGAUUAUCUUCACAGCCAGAAAAUCAUCCAUCGGGAUUUAAAGGCAGGGAAUGUACUACUCACUCAGGAUGGCAAUAUUAAACUUGCUGAUUUUGGUGUUUCAGCAAAAAACACAAAAACAAUGCAAAAGAGAGAAACAUUCAUAGGAACACCCUAUUGGAUGGCCCCAGAAGUGGUGAUAUGUGAGACUAUGAAAGAUACCCCAUAUGAUUAUAAAGCUGAUAUCUGGUCCUUGGGUAUAACAUUGAUUGAAAUGGCUCAAAUCGAGCCCCCUCAUCAUGAAUUAAAUCCAAUGAGAGUUUUGUUGAAAAUUGCCAAGAGUGAUCCUCCGACACUGGAAAAUCCAUCAAAAUGGUCCCAAGAUUUUAAAGAUUUCCUCAAGAAAGCACUAGAUAAGAAUCCGGAUACCCGUUUAAGUGCUGCUCAGCUAUUACAGCACCCUUUUGUGAGCAGUGUCAGUAGUAAUAAACCACUCCGGGAAUUGGUGGCAGAGGCAAAAGCUGAAGUGAUGGAGGAAAUAGAAGACAACAGAGAAGUAGUAGAGGAUGAUGACUCAUCAGAACCAUUAUCGCCCCUUCAAGGUCACACACGUGGUCCCUCUGAACUGAGCCAAAUCAGUCUCGAAGCAGAAAAACUUCCCAAGAUCCUAGAAUCAUUGGAAAUCAACAGUGGUUCUGAAGUUACAAAAGAUCAAGCUGACAAGUCCAGUGAAGGUCUGUUGGAUGAAGGUAUAUGCAGCGGUGACAGUGACAAGGCUGAGAGUGAGAACUCUGCUCAGACUGUGAGCUCAGACUCUGGAACUGAUGAUAGUAAAGUUAGCCCAUGUACCAAACACAAGCCUGAAGUGGACUUGCAGACUAACGACGCAAAAUCAAAUGAGGGCAUGAAUGCUUCAGCACAAAUUUCAGAACAGAAUUCCAUUAAACAACAACCAAGUUUGAUGGACACUUCUGAGACUGUCCAGCCAACAGGCAUACAGAUUUCUGUUGACAUUGCUGAUUUGAAAAAUGAAAAAGUGCUAACUGAAAAUGAAAAAGGAAGUCAAUCUGAUAAACAAGUUACUCUGAUUCCAGACUCAUUGACUGUCAAUGGAGCAAUAGAUUCUACCAACACACAAUCAAGGAGAGAUUCUGAUUCAGGUAGCAUAUCUGCUUCUGGCAGCAUUGAUUUGAAUAUCUCCCUUUCAAAUGAUUUUUCCUUAAACAAGGAAAGUGGCUCUCUGUCAAUACGGGGUAACAAGGCAAAUAACAAAACUCUGAAACGAACAAGAAAAUUUGUUGUAGAUGGAGUUGAAGUGAGUGUCACUACAUCAAAGAUUAUUGGUGAGGAUGAGAAGAAAGCUGAAGAAAUGCGUUUCCUAAGGCGACAAGAGUUGCGAGAGUUACGGUUGCUUCAGAAGGAAGAACAUCGGGCUCAAACUCAACUCAAUAUCAAAUCACAACAGCAAUUAGAACAAAUGCUUCGUCGGUUUGAACAGGAGACUAAUGCAAAGAAGAAAUUCUUUGAUACAGAGUUAGAGAAUCUAGAAAGACAGCAAAAGCAACAGAUUGAAAAAAUGGAACAAGAUCACACAAACCGUCUACGUGAUGAGGCCAAGCGUAUUAAAACUGAACAAGAGAGGGAAUAUGCAAAAUUUAUUGAUCACUUGAAAAUCAAGAAGAAAGAGGUAAAGAGUGAAGUUGAAAAACUUCCCAGAAACCAACGCAGAGACAGCAUGAAACAAAAAAUGGGAGAAUUUGCACAGAAGAAACAAACACAGGAGCAUGAGUUUCAAUCAAAACAGCACCAAGAGCUGGAUAUGGCACUGAAAAAAAUAAUCACACAGAACAAAAAGGAAAUUUCUGACCAGGAAAGGGUGUGCCUUACAAAGAAGCAGCAGCUAAUGAGAGAUAGGGAGGCUGCUCUCUGGGAGAUGGAAGAGCACCAUCUGCAGGAGAAACAUCAGUUCCUCAAGCAGCAGUUAAAGGAUCAAUACUUCCUGCAAAGGCAACAGUUGCUGAAGAAACAUGAAAAGGAGUUGGAGCAAAUGCAGCGUUACAAUCAGCGAAUGAUUGAGCAGCUAAAGAUCAGACAGCAGCAGGAAAAGAACAGACUUCCCAAGAUCCAAAGAAGCGAUGGGAAGACCAGAAUGGUUAUGUACAAGAAGAGUCUGCGCAUUAACUCUACUGGGAGUCACACAGAAGACAGAGAAAAAAUAAAGCAGUUUGGACUGCAGGAAGAGAAGAGGCAAAAGAUGGAAAAGCAAAAUCAACAAUUAAAACAUGAAACCCAAAUGAAAGACAUGCUACAUACAUGUGACAAUAAUAUCCAGGAACUCCAGCAGCUACAGAAUGAAAAGUGCCAUUUUUUGAUUGAACACGAAACUGAAAAGUUAAAAGCGCUUGAUGAAAACCAUAACCAGCAACUCAAGGAAUGGCAAGAGAAGCUCAGGCCAAGGAAGAAAGCUUUGGAAGAAGAGCUGACCCAGAAAAAGAAAGACCAGGAGAACUUCUUUAAAAUCAGUGAAGAAGCAGAGUGUCAGAGUCCAAGUUCUCCAAACAAGGUUGCCAAAUUUUUCCCUUUUACUUCAGAAUUAUCCUAAAGAAGAUCAGGACUUUACUGCUACAGGAACUCAGGACUACAGAGAUGUGAUCAAGUUGUUUAUUUAUAUUUUCUGAACUGAAAUUGUAUUACUGUUUUCUGAUUUGGGAGGGAAAGAAAUACUGUAUUUACUACUGAUAUCUUUAAAAAAAUGAACCUUUGAUGUUAUCUGGGGUGCUUUGCGAUGGAUAAACUGUAUACACAUAGUUGUACCAAAGUAUUCUUUAGUUGAAGGACUUCUAAAUUCUUGUUUUCAUAGCUUCCUUGUCUGUAAAUGACUAGCUAACUAAGAUAAUGCAUAAUUAUAAAGCAAGUUUUUAAAAAAGAUGUCAUUUAGUUCCUAUUAUUGAAAAUAAGUUUUUACUAAAUAUUCUUAAUGGCUUAAUGAAGAACUGGAUUCAACAAAAAAAAACUGUCCUCUUCAAACAAACCACUGUAUUAAGACAAAACCUGCCAAUAAAAGUUAUAAUCUACAGCA